UUAGUUAUGUUACAGCUAACAUUAAUACAACCUCUCUAACUAGCCAGUAAUAACAAGCUAAUUACAAUUAAACAUAUAAAUUAACAAGGUAGCUAGGCUUCUUUCUUGGCGGCUAAGGUUAUUGAAAAAAUUCGUCAGAGAUAAUACAAGGCGGCGGCGCUGCGGCGGAAUGAGGAUGGUGUCGUCACCGGGAACGAAAGUAUUGGAGAUCAACUUGAUUUCAGCACAAGAUCUUCAGCGACCAAAGGCUUCAGUGAGGAGACUCAAAACGUACGUGGUGAUAUGGAUGGAUCCGUCCUACAAGCUCCGAACACAGGUUGACCAGAUCGGCGGCAAUAACCCUACCUGGAACGACAGGUUUCUCUUCCGAGUCACGCCGGAGUACCUCGCCAGCGUAACCUCUGGCUUCUCCGUAGCCAUCUUUGCCGUCGGGACUUUCCGCGACCACCUCGUCGGCACGGUGAGGAUCCUGGUGAGUAACAUCCUCUCCACUGUAGAGCCAGCAAUGAAGCCUUGCUUCAGCGCCGUCCAGGUGCGCCGCCAGUCAGGGAGAUUCCAGGGGGUCUUGAACGUCGGCGCCAGGGUGGUCGACGAGUUCUACUUCCCGGCAUGGCACAAGGUACCGGCGAUAGGGCUCCACGAUCUGAUGCUGAAGGUGGAGAAGCAGCGCCGCCGCAACAAGCUGGGACUCUCGAGCGGUGAGAAUUCUUUGUCGGAGUCGUCUAAGACGACGUCGUCUUUGCCAUCAUCACCGGACGAUGACCGGUGAAAGUGUUAAAGGAGGAAAACAAAUGAUAUUUGACGCUCCAGAUUACUCUACGCACUUCCUAGGCAAAGCUCGUAAAUGGUGGAGACAUUAGCGCUUACGUACUCAGCCCUUGCUCUUUUUUUAUUUUUUAUUUUUAUUUUAUUUUUAUUUGUGGCUUAUUUGUAUCCGAACAAAUAAACUAAAGCUGGAUGGAGAGUGGAGACCACAAUCUAAUUGUAAUUAAAUGAGGGCAUUUAUUAUGUCA
This is a messenger RNA of Arachis duranensis, 1013 nucleotides long. RefSeq lists its product as uncharacterized. The coding region runs from base 170 to 769 and encodes 199 amino acids. NCBI's taxonomy places the organism in Eukaryota, Viridiplantae, Streptophyta, Magnoliopsida, Fabales, Fabaceae. The record is from RefSeq and is a predicted model, not a curated record. The transcript has a single exon. Gene Ontology annotation, biological process: defense response.